Messenger RNA from Rhododendron vialii, 3680 nucleotides. RefSeq names its product F-box/LRR-repeat protein 12. NCBI's taxonomy places the organism in Eukaryota, Viridiplantae, Streptophyta, Magnoliopsida, Ericales, Ericaceae. The transcript has 2 exons. Gene Ontology annotation, molecular function: protein binding. Gene Ontology annotation, cellular component: SCF ubiquitin ligase complex. Gene Ontology annotation, biological process: SCF-dependent proteasomal ubiquitin-dependent protein catabolic process. The record is from RefSeq and is a predicted model, not a curated record. The coding region runs from base 2304 to 3425 and encodes 373 amino acids.
AUGUUGAUGACUUGAUGUCUCUCUAACUGGUCUGCUUUAGCUUCAAUUUAACCUUCUUUGUUUUUUUCUUUUAUAAUCUGGGCUGUUUGGUGUCUGAAUGCGCUAAUUAAUUUGAUUGUUCUCCACAGAAUUAAGCCAUCUAACUAAGGUUUGCAUGUACAGAAAAUUAUGUCUUCUUGUUAUCAUUGAUGAGCUGUUGCUUCUUUCAGUUUUCGUUUGUGUGUGUGUGUGUGUGUUCGUUAGGCGUUUGGGUAAUACACAAUUUCUUUCAUGUUUCUAAGCUUUUUGGAUUUCUCCUCCUUAAGGUAGUUGGCGAUUUGAUUGGUUUAAAAGUGACUGAAGGGGAAAAUUGGCCCUAGAGAAGAAGGGGAAUUAGAAAACCUCCAUCUAAGCUAAGAACGGAGGUGUUUUUUUUUUAAAAUCAUUAUUUGCCUAUUUGCUCUCAGGCUCCUCACUCUAGGUAGGAGCGAACUAAGUCACAAAUUUUUAGUGCGAAUGUGUGAGCGCGAGCGUGAAAGCGUUUUUGAACCAGAUCCAGAAUCACUAAAAUUCGCGAGAGUGAGAAUCGGGAGCACGAGCACAGUGCAAGAAUUGAGAGAAGGAGGGCGUGGCAUUUUGAAGGAUUAUGUGACUAAAGAGAGGCCGGGAGGGAAUGCCCUGCACUCCCCUUGCUCAACUUCCAGUUACUUAGGGGGGGAGGCAUAACAGUUAACACUAAGAUAUCUUCUUUCUUCUACUACACUCUUUGCCUAGCAACACAAAGAACCGCAGCCCGCUAGCCAACAGCAAAGAAAGAACAACAGCCAGAGUCCAUUGAAUCGAGAGUCCGUAUUCGAGUCUUUUUCUUUUGCUUGUGGGUAGUGCGUACUAGACUAUGCGCCCAAUGAUUCGAAGAUUCAAGUGUUCUUGAUGAUUUUCAAGUCUAGAUCUUCACUCCAAUGCUUGGAGCCUGAAGGUAUGUGCCCUAUCCCGAGAAUAUUGCUCUUGGUAAUGCUCUCAAAAUUUGGCUCAGGCAUGGACUUUCCAGUGCACUGAGCUUGCUGUAUGCGCGCUUGGUGCGCACAAGUGCUUGAACAGUUCUUGACUCCUUGCAAACUAGAGAACCAUUUCUCUGUAUUUUCAAACAAAAUGUGAGUGCCCUUCAAGAAUUAUUCGUCAUGAUGAAGCCCAAGUCAAAGCGUGUGCUCACACAACGGUACAAGUGGGCUACACCUAUGCACAUCUCACAUGCGCACAAGUGCUAUGCCUUUUAUGAGCAAUUUUUUUUUCUCCAAAUAUGCCCUGCCUGGCCUAGGAGUAUGUAGAUACAUGUUUCUCUUUUCAUUAGGGUAAGGAGAGUGACCUAAGCCUCCCUCUUGAGUGGAAGAACAGACCCUCUGGGUUUUGUGUGUGGGCGACAAAUCUACUCUUCUUUUUCUCGUUUUGUAGUAAUCAUUUUAACACGACUGGAGUGUACCCUUAACACUGUUUAGUCUUUCAGAACUUUCAUAUUCAUGUACAUUCCACCUAUCCAUUCAUUGGUUGGUUGAUUAGAUUGACCAGUUGAAGAAUGGAGAUCGAGAUUGUGAGCUCGUGGUGGCUAUAGAGUCAAGAAGGACCUCGGCCAGCUAGCACAAGACAUGGAGUUAGGUAAACAUUAGGUAAUGGUUGUAAGCUUGUAAUUCUUAUCUCUUGGUCUCUCUUACCUUUUGAUUCAUAGUGGGUCGUGGUUUCCAUUAAUUCCGGGGACAUAGCCUAGGAUUUCCACCUGAAAUCAUGUGCGUUUCGCUUCUUUUCCAUUUUGCUUAUCUUGAUGGAAUUCCAUCAAGAAUGUUUGAUAUUUAUUAGUAUUUUGACUUGGUAAAAUCUAUGCAUUACUUUAUCGUUUUCUUAUGUCUGGCUUGUUUGUGAAUUAUGCUUAUAGAUGUAGACAUGCAAUCUAGCGUUUUAUAUGCCAUUAAUUGGAAAGAUCUCACCAGCUAGUUUAUAUGCUGUCAUGAUGUCUCAAUUGAUUUUGCUUUACACUUGUCCAUGCUUUUUGCUGUUAAAUUUGACUACGUCAUGAAUUGAUCAGAUUUUAUUCUUGCUACACCCCUGCUUAAUGUCUUUGCAAAUUUUACAGCAGAACUUGUUUGUUGUGAAUGUGCAAUUCUUACUGGAUAUAUAUGGAGAUGGAUAUGAAAACUCGCCUGCUCUGCUGUCUGUGGCUUUGCUGAGUUACCCAUCUUUUCAUCAAGCUCAUCCACUGAAUUUUGGAAUUAUCACAAGGAUCCUUGCUUAAUUUACAAACUUCAAUUAGAAGAGUGCUGGAUAGGAAAGUUGAAAUGGCAAUCAGUGGUUCCAGAAGAAGAUGUCCUCCUACCUCCUUCAUGAUGCACCUUCUUCCUUAUGAUUGCCUAUGUUACAUUUUCCAACUGCUAGACUGCAAGUCGGAUCGUGAUUCAUUUGGCUUGACUUGCUGUCUCUGGCUUCAAAUUCAGAAUUCAAGUCGUCAAUCCUUGUUCCUCAGUCGUUUUCGCCAGCUACGGUCCUUGUCCCUGUCUGGGUGCGAUGAUCUACCUGAUUCAGGCUUAUCUUCAUUGCAAUUUUACGGCUCGAAGUUGCACUUUCUUCGCUUAGAUUAUUGCCGUAGCAUCAGUGACUAUGGGCUUUCCUUGGUUGCUGCUGGGUGCCCUUGUUUGACAAUCAUUAGUCUCUUUCAAUGCAAGAUUAGUGAUGUUGGGUUACAAAUCUUGUCUAAAUCUUGCUCGGCUUUGAAAGAUGUGAACCUUUCUGAGUGUUUCUUUAUUACUGACAAAGGAAUAAGAGCUCUUUCACAAAAUUGCCGUCAGCUUCGUUCAGUCAGUGUCCAGUUGUGUAGAUGGCUCACGGGUGUUGGUUUUGAAGGGUGUUCCGAAACCCUAAGUUGGUUAGACGCUUCAUAUUGUAGGCUUCUACCGGAGGGGGUACGGAGGAUUGUGAGUGGAGGCGGCCUUGAAUAUCUGCGCGUAUCUUGUCUAAGCAAUUGGUGUGGUAUUAUUUAUAAGGAUCAUGGUUUGGCAACUAUUGGGUCAUCUGGACUUGCCAAAAGACUUGCUGUCCUUGAUUUUCAAAGGUGCACAUGUGUUAAUGACGAAACUGUUGUGGCGAUUGCUAAGGGGUGCCCUAUGCUACAAGAGUGGAGCUUGGCGUCAUGUCACGAGGUUAAAUUACCAGGAUGGGAAUCGGUUGGCGCAAACUGCUGUAACUUGAAGAGACUACAUGUCAAUAACUGUCGUAAUUUGUGUGAUCAAGGGUUACAGGCGUUGAGGGAUGGAUGCAAGCGUCUAGAAAUCUUGUACGUCCAUGGAUGUGAUCGAAUUUCUUCCACAGCAAUGGAGGUGUUUAAAAGUUUAAGAGGUGACGUGAAGAUCAAAGAAAAACAAGUGUUUUCCAUUGCACCCUGUUGGCCUUUUCCACGACGAUAGGACAAACUAAUUUCGGAUAGGAAGUAUGACUAAUUUCAUGUUCAAGUCAAAAGCUUCAUCCGAGGGUCUUAAUUAAUUUCUUCAACUUUUGUUUCCGUUUUGCAUGGUAAACUUUAAACAUUAUGUAAUGAUUUUCAUGCGAACUUUAUUUGUGUAAUUUUUUGGUCUUUUGUUUUUUAUACUAUUGAAGCAAUCAGAUACGUUGUAUGACUUGACAAACCAGCGAAAUACAUAGCAGCUGCGGUACUUUGGUUA